Molecule: messenger RNA, 7469 nt
Organism: Nilaparvata lugens (brown planthopper)
Lineage: Eukaryota; Metazoa; Arthropoda; Insecta; Hemiptera; Delphacidae
Product: guanine nucleotide exchange factor DBS
Exons: 21
Coding region: 142-3435 (1097 amino acids)
Biological process (GO): intracellular signal transduction
Cellular component (GO): cytoplasm
Molecular function (GO): guanyl-nucleotide exchange factor activity; protein binding
Source: RefSeq, a predicted model, not a curated record
CAGGUUUAUGUUUGAUCUGAAUGUGAGUAUUGCAGCUCAUCAAAUUAAUAGAUCCUUUGAUUAUGUGGCACUUUCUUUCAAGUUUAUUGGGUUAUUCCCUAAUUCAUUAUUUAACUUUCUCAAAUUUGGAAUUCUAUUUCAAUGCUCAAGUUUUUAUUAAAAUGCAAUAACUAUUUUGCUGUAAACUUACAGGUUAGACUUCUACACUCUUCUUUUUUAGAUUAUUGUGCCGCAACAGAACUAAAUUCAGAAGAGAUGUCAGGAAAUGAGGAUGAGGAUGAGGACCUGACAGUGACAGAUGUUGCUGACUUGCUCCAGCAGCAGUUUGCUGUCAUAACUGGUGGUAAGUCGGUGGAAGGCUAUCCCCUGAUCACACUUCCAGACUUGGGCAAUUUCGGCAACUUGUCCGACUCAGACUAUCAGAAGUUGAUUCUCUACCUCACAUCCGUCCCUCCUAUGCAUGAAGCAGAUAUGGGGUUCGUACUUGUCGUUGACCGAAGAAAUGACAAGUGGAGCUCUGUCAAAAGCGCGCUUCUAAAAGUCUCAGGUUAUUUUCCAGGGUUAAUACAUAUAGUUUAUGUUCUUCGACCAUCCGGUUUUCUACAAAAAGCCAUUUCUGAAGUUAGCAAUAAGUUAUUCAAAGAAGAAUUCAAAUUUAGAGUGGUUGUGUGUGGCUGUGUUGAAGAGUUGCACCAUUUCAUAGAGAAAAGUGAACUGACCGCUGACCUCGAUGGUAGCAUGCCAUAUUCCCACCAACAAUGGAUUGAACAGAGGAUUGCAUUGGAACAGUUCUCGUGCCAAACAAAGGCAGUGUCGCAGUCACUGGACAGCUUUACUCAGCGGCUGCGCGACAGCACACUAGACUUGGUGCUGAGUCUGGAGGAAGCCCGCGAGCUGCUGGAGAUGCAGCGUGAGGAGUACGAGGCUCUCAAGGAGGAGAUCCUCAGCGCUGCGCAGUGCGGUGAAGCACUGCUUGGUGACAUUCGCCAGCGAGCCACCGCCUCCUCCUCCUCAGCCACCGCCUCCUCAGCCGCGCCCUCCUCAUCCCCGCAUCACCCGUCCUCGCUCUCCAACAUCACUGCUGUUGAAAGGUUACUUGUUCAGCUGGAAGAAACUGAAAGAACAUUUGAUGAUUUCUGGGACCAACAUUCAGCCAGGCUACGACAAUAUCUAGAAUUUAGCAUACCAACGAUAAGAAAUAUUGCGUUAGGAGGGGGAAUAGCAACGCGCUACGCUUUGACGCGACCCUUCAUUAUCAUCAUUAUUAUUGCAUGUUAUAUGAUUAACACAUUCACUCGGACGGAAAAUCUUUCUUCAGUUGUUUUAUAUGUAUUUUUGGGCGCUUACUACAAGACACAAGGUGCAGAAGGUCAUCAGGUGCAAAGGGUUUGGUGCUUUACUGAAAUAGAGCGAGCAGAAGAGCUGGUGAGCAGAGGGCAGACGCUGCUGCGAGGCCGGCAUUACCUGCACCUGCAGUGCGUCACACCCAAAUGCGAGGAGCUGCAGCGCAUGUGCAUCACGCUCAGCGAACGCCUGCAGAAGCGCUCCGAAACACUCGCCAAGUACAGGGACCUGCAAGAGCAAGUUGACAAGGCGAACAAAUGGUGCGCUCGUGGAGUGGAGCUGCUGGCGUCGCAGCACAUCGAGAAGUGUUCGUGCUCAGCCGAGCUGGCAGAGGCGGCCCUCGCCGACAUUCAGGCAUUUGUAGCCAGCGCCGCCCAGUUCAAGCUCAGCAGCCCACGCGAGUUCCACACGCUCUUCCAAGAGUCCAUCACACCUGAAACUAAGGCGCUUGUCACGCAGGUACUGCAAAGAGUCGAUGAUGUCUCUACAAUGUGCGAUAAACGGAUUACUAGUCUAAAGAAACUUGUGCAAAAACCUCCACGACCUGUGCAAACAGUCACUCCCGAGCCAGCUGUGCCUAUUCAAUCUCCAAACCCAAACAGAAUAUCACUGAGUCUUCCAAAGUCGCAGAUAGUGGAGCGUGUUGAAGAAGCAUGCAGUUCGAGUAAUAAGGACAAUGACGUUUCAAAAGCCAAGCGACAUCACGUUCUCACAGAGCUGCUAGAAACUGAAAGGAUCUAUGUUUCCGAAUUAGGAUCGAUCCUGAAGGGUUACAAGUCGGCCAUGUCAUCGGAUGAUAUGAGACUGCUCUUGCCUCCAGGACUUGAAGAAAAGUCGGACAUUCUGUUCGGCAACUUGGACGAGAUCCACCAAUUCCACGGCGAAGUCUUCCUGCAGGAUUUAGAAAACUGCAUCUCAACAACAGAACUUGUAGCACUUUGUUUUACUCAUAGAAGAGAAUCAUUUCACCGGUUGUAUAGUUACUAUUGUCAGAACAUUCCUCGUUCGGAAAGGCUGCGAUCUACAGUGGGCGAUAAUAAUGCCUUUUUCCAAGCGUGUCAGUUGAAACUGGGCCACAAAUUGCCUCUUGCUGCCUAUUUAUUGAAACCCGUACAGCGGAUAACCAAGUACCAGUUGCUUCUCAAGGAUCUUCUCCAGUACAGUGAAGAAGAGAAGUGGUGUGGGGAGCUGAAAGAAGCAUUAGACUGCAUGCUGGUGGUUUUGAAAUGUGUCAAUGACAGUAUGCAUCAGAUCGCUAUUACUGGAUUUUGGGGAGAGUUGGCCGAACAAGGUGAGCUAUUGAUGCAAGGCUCAUUCAAUGUUUGGACAGAAAGCAAGAAAGACCUGUUGAGAGAACUGCGACUGAAACCCAUGCAAAGGCACAUCUUUCUCUACCAGAAAGCUAUGCUUUUCUGUAAGAAAACCACCUCGCAUAAGUCAACCUACCAUUUUAAGCAUUAUUUGAAGAUGUCGGAAGUGGGCUUGACGGAGACGGUGAAGGGGGACGGGCGCACAUUCGAGGUGUGGUUGCCGGGGCGCCAGGAGGUGCACACCAUACAAGCGGCCACCACACAGCAGAAGGCCGCCUGGGUCGAACAGGUCAAGAAGCUGCUCUUCGACCAGCUCGCCCAGCUCAAGAUAAGGCAGUUCUCCUCUACCAAAAUACACCAUGUAGCGCUUCGACAGGCGUGCUCACUGGACACGGUGGGCCCGCGGGGCCAAGGAGGGGAUGACGGGGUGGGACCGUGUCGGUCGCAGUCGACGGCUGGCGAUGAGGACGCGGCCUGGUCGUCCGACUACACCAACAGCGACGAUGACGACCCGCCUAUGGGGGGUAGCGGUGGCGGUGGGCGCUACAUAGCGCUGGCCGAUUACUGCGCGGUCGGCCACAGCGAGGUCUCCAUGAAGGAGGGCGACGUCGUGCAACUCAUCAAGGUCGGCUGCGCUGGCUGGUGGUACGUCCGGCUCAUUGGCGGGCCACAAUCACAGCUGGAAGGCUGGGUGCCGGCAGCCUAUGUGGAGCCGUACAGUCGCAAGUCAUCGCGCAGUUGCCAGUCUGUUAGCAGUCAGGCCUCCUCACUCAACGAAUAGAGCCCACUGAUAUUCGUCUAAUCAUCGUUCUAAAAUUGUGUAUAUUCAACGAUUGCUUGUACAGUCAAAUAUUUGUAAUCUGAGGCUUCACACUCCUGGAAUGUAUAAUGUUAGCUUGUAAACACGAGUGUACAUGGAAGAGUAUUUUCCAACUAAAAGCGUGUCGUUAGUACAAAAAUAAUUUUAUUGUUGAAACAGUAAAAUAUUGAUGAGUUUUAUGAAUAUGGGGAUACUUUCAUGAAUGUGUAAGCUCACUAGCAAAACUGUUUACAUAGAAAUGUAUUCACUAACUAAAAGUGUGUCAUUAGUAUAGAGAAUAAGUCUACUGUUAAAACAGUAUUAUUGUUGUUAACAACAAGAGUGUACAAAUUAUAAGUUAUAUUCAUACCUGGCUGAUAUUGUGUUGAGAAAUUAACUCAGUUAUUUCUAUGUAAACUUGUAGUUGGUAGCUUAUGGACAUCAAUUAUUGUGAAUAGCAAUUCAUUCCAUUGAUGGAUUGCACUGCAUUGAAAACAUGGAAUAUGCUGAUUAGCUACUAGUCAGUCAACAUUUCUACGAUGUAUAUUUUUUAUUUUAUUAUUUGUUUCAAAUCUGUGAGAAUUAGCCUAUACCAAGUAUGAGCCUUUUCAUGAUUUUAAUAUGAUGAAUAUGAAGUGAAUAUUUCAUUUGAUUCGCAACUGUACUUGCUUGAUAUAAAGUUUUUCAACAUAUUCUAUUCCCAAAUGAUGUUAAAGUUAUAAAAUAUUAUAAGAUAUAACACUAUAUUAUUGAAUCAUUGUACGUUUUAUAAUCUACAUGAGCAUACGACAUUCGUCUGCCAUUUUGCAACUACUUACUGUAAGAUAUAAUUAAUACUAGUUUUUCGUUCAAGAAAUGGUAGAAAUUCCUUGUAAUUAACUAUCGAAAUGCCUUUAAAUACAAAUAUGAAAUUAUCCAUUACCUGCCUUAGGUCAGCUACUUUAUUAAGAACAAAAGUGCCCUACAUUUUUAUGGUUUGUAAUUUUGUAAACGUUGAAAUUUCCUUAAUGUAGAUAACUGUUUGCUAUCAGGAUUUAUACUUCCUGAACUGAAAAUAAUAAUUGUUAUUUUUUUAUUGAAUCAGGAAUUGAACCUCUAAAAAGAGCAGUAAGUUCUUUAUAAGUUUUCUAAUUCUAUAAUUUAGUGCCAUUUGCACAGUGUCAGUUUAAACUAAAUUUUCUAUUUUAAACUAGAUUAAAUCUAUAUCAAGUCUCAUUUGUUAUAAAGCAGUUCAUUUUUAGUUUAAUCCACCAGCUGAUUUAAUAGAGUUGCUUUUACUAUGCAAAUGGCCCUUGGAUGAAGUACAGAUUGUGUAUUAAUUAUUAAUACUCUAGAUAUAGAUUGAGUCAGUUUAUUUUGUACUGAUGGUUUUUCAAGUAAGAACAGAACAAAAGAAUUUGAAAUCUAUGAAAAAAGACAGUUUAUACCUUUUACCUCAAUAAUAUCAUCCUAGUAUUCUAGUUUUUAUUCCAAUAUUGUUGAGCAACAAUUUGAUCAUUUAAUUGUUGAUAUUUUUAAUUAUAAGAUCAUUUUCAUCAUUGUAUUUCAACCUGCUUGAUACCCAUGUGAUCUCGAAAAAGUGAAAAAUAAUCUAAUCUUUAUUCAUCAUUUCUACAAACAUUAACUAAUAGGCCUAAUUGAAAGCGACUAAAACAAUGUAAUUUUUAUCAGUUGAUUCCAAUCUUUAUUACCAGAUCUGUAAUUUUCCAAAGCAUUAAUUGCCAUAGGCAUACUUAUGUGAAUUUUGAAAAUGAAUAUUAGGCUCUAAUGAAAGUGAAUUAUUAUUUUUAAAAUGAUCACUUACUUACACCCAGGGCCAUCUAUAUCUAAGUUGAUAUUUGGCCGCACCAACCAACUGUCUCAUCGUAGUUCGCUCCUCAGCAUCUUUUUCUGUCGCUCCAAGCCUCUCCAUGACAGUCUUAACCUGUUGCCACCAUCUCUGUCUGGGUCUCCCAGGGGGUCUUCUUCCGGGACGGUUGGGUGCUAAAACUUUUUUCAGAUUGGACUCUUCUCUUCUUCUGAAUACGUGUUCGACUCAUUGAAAUCUCCUACAUUUUAUUUCUCUUACAAUGUCUGGGUUAUUGUAGAGGUCUCUGAUUUCCUUAUUAUGUUUCUUCCUCCAUUCUCCUUGCUCGUACGUGGGCCCAUAUAUCUUUCGCAGCACUUUAUUUUCAAAAUACUAAGAGCUUUUGUUAUUAUUUCUUUGUCAUUUUGCAAGUUUCAGACCCGUAGAGUAGUACUAGAAAUAUAAUUGUGUUUUUGUAUAGUCUGAGCUUUGUUCUGUGAGAAAGAGACUUUGAAGAAAGUAAUUUGUUGCAGGCAUACACACACCUGUUUGCUGAGUUUACCCUAUUUUGUAUCUCUACAAUAUCCAAAUUUAUACUUGAGAUUGUUACUCCGAGAUAUUUGAAUUCCUGCUCAUCUAUUUUCAAGCUGCCCAUCCUUUCCCUCUGGUUUCUUGUAAAAUGUAUAAAUUUAGUUUUUUUCAUAGGCAUUAAUAAUCGCUGUACCGCGUAACCGAUUCCCUGGUCACUUCUUGCCUUUGAUCCCUGUGCCUCUUUUUCUCUGCUCUCACUUUCUCUCUAGUUUCUUCGUAAAAAUUACAACCAAUCCAUAUGGCAAAAAUGUUUAUACAUGCUUGAAAUCCGAGAAGGAUGUGAGGAAGAAGGAAAUUAUCAACUAUCAAAUAAACUAAUAAUCAUCAAUAAUAAUCAUUUGUUAUUAGUCCAUUUUUCUCUGCUUCUAUUAGCAAUUUGGUAAGGGUUUUCAUGUCCUCUGCACUUUCUGAAAUAAUUGCCACAUAAUCUGCAAAAGCCAACACAUUAAUCUUCGAUCCAACCUCUACACCCACCUCUUGUUGAGCUACUUUUUGAAGCGCUUCCUCUGUGGCCAUGUUGAAUAGAAUUGGAGAGAGCCCAUCUCCCUGUCUGACUCCUGAAUUAACCAAGAACGGUUCACUGUUGUGGCCAUCUAUUUUAAAAUAUUUCUAGUAUGGAAACUAUAACAGCUUCUUUCCAUUCAGAUGGUAUUUGUUCUUUCUCCCAGAUUUCUAGGAUCAGUUCCCACAGUUUUUCUGUAAUUACUUCGCCCCCAUUCUUUAAUAGCUAUGCUGUUAUCUCAUUUCUUCCAGGUGCCUUGUUGUUUUUCAAGGAUUUGAUAGCACUUUUCCCACUACUUGUCUGGUUGGGGGUUGUCUCUGUAUAGCUCCCAGUCAUCUAUACUAUUGCUGUUCAUCCAGGCUUUUUUCCAUCUACUUCGUCCCUCUACUAUUCGUUGACACUCUUGAUCAAACCGUGGCUUUUUGUUUCUAUUUUUUCUUUUACCUCACACUUCUUCAGCGGUGAGCAGAAUUUUAUCUCUGACUAUUGUCCAUUUGUUGUCAAUGCUCUCAUUUUUCCCAUUUCUCCCAAGAUGCUGAAUCUAUUGUCAAGCUUCAGAGCAAAUUCCGCUGCUAUUUCAUUGGCCUGAAGCUUUCCGUUUCUAUUCGUCUUUCUGGUCGUUCUGUCUUUCUUUUCUGAACAGCUUAAAAUUUAGAAGUAAUUUGCCAGAGCAAAACUCUCAAGCCAAGAAAGCUCAAUCACUCUUGUAUCUGAAUACCUGACAUCUUCGAAGACAUCUUCAAAUCCUAGAAAUCCGUUUGUUACGACUUCAACGUAACGUCUUACCUGUCUCUAACUGGUCUCAGAUUGUAGAGCACAAAAUUACACCCAGAUGGAUUUUGAAUUAUACAUUUGAAUGAUAACAAUCAAAAGAUAUUGUUGAUCAAAAACUAAAACUCAUGAAAAUUGUUUCUUUUUUUUAAUUUCUCUCAUUUUUGAAAAAUUGUAACUCAGUGCUCAUUGGAGAUAGAGAGUUCCAAAUGAUCUCAUUUCAAUACAAAUUUCAUAAUCCAAAAAAGCGAGAGCGAAUUUUCCUGUCCGAUCACAGGAUUUGGCGGAAAUGCUGAAAACUGGAAAAUGAGCCAAAAAUACGAGGUUUUGUACAAGGAAAUUUUGCAUGAAAAAAUUGUUUCUGGA